Molecule: messenger RNA, 1974 nt
Organism: Haemonchus placei
Lineage: Eukaryota; Metazoa; Nematoda; Chromadorea; Rhabditida; Trichostrongylidae
Source: the annotation of a GenBank genome assembly
AUGGAUCGAAUAUCAAACUCCAAGUCGGAGGUAACCACAGCAACUCUGCCAGCGAAUACCUCUCUAUCACCCAAAGAAUCUGCUAUAAACGGGAAUGUUCCUUCUACGAAAAAGACGGCUGAAGGCCUUGCCGGACUCUACGAUUCCGAUGAUGACGAGAACGCUGGGAAAGAUGGUGGAUUGGAUGCACUUUUCCUCGUAAGGAACAAACCAGAGGAGAUUGAGCGGUAUGUAAUUCAUAUUCGGAAAAUGUUGCUGGAAGGAGAAGGGGAGGCGGUUAUAGAAAUUGGUGUUCCUAUCGAUCAGGGUGGAAAAGCAUCUGGCAUUCCAACGAAAGAUAUGGAGGUAGCCGUGGCUAACCACGUCAAAGCUCUUGCGAGUAUCCCUGCAAUCGGCACCAAAAUUGAGACGCGGGUCAAUGGUGGGAAAGCAACUGAAGUCUGGAUUGUGCGAGAUCCACCUAAAGAAGAGGAUUUCAUCGAGGUUCGCGUUGCUGUGGUCGGAAAUGUUGAUGCUGGGAAAUCGACAUUGCUGGGGGUCUUGACCCAUAGUGCCCUUGAUGACGGUAGAGGACUUGCCAGGACGAAACUGUUCAGGCAUAAACACGAGUUCGAAUCUGGUCGAACCUCAUCAGUUGGUAACGACAUCCUUGGAUUUGAUGUCCACGGCACGGUGGUCAAUAAACCUGAUCCGCAUAAUAACAAUCUCGACUGGGUUCAAAUAAGCAGAGAUUGCUGUAAGUUGAUAACGUUCAUUGAUCUGGCUGGGCAUGAGAAAUAUUUGAAGACCACGAUAUUCGGGAUGACUGGGCACAUGCCAGACUAUACUAUGCUAAUGGUCGGUGCGAAUAUGGGUAUUAUCGGUACCACCAAGGAACAUCUUUCUCUUGCUCUAUCGCUUUCAGUUCCAGUGUUCAUUGUGGUCACAAAAAUAGAUAUGUGUCCGCCUCAAAUUUUGGAAGAAACCAUGAAGAAUAUUGGACGAUUAGUGAAAAGUGCUGGAGCUCGAAAACUUCCUGUGAUGGUGCGUAACACGAAUGAUGUGAUACAUGCUGCUGUGAAUUUUCCUAGUAAACGAGUGUGUCCUAUUUUCCAAGUUUCCAACGUUGAAGGAACAAACCUUGAUCUCCUACGCCAAUUCUUGAAUAUUGUCCCUUUGCGACGUACGCUUUGCGAAACAGAUCCUGCUCAUUUCCAGAUCGAUGAUGUCUACUGGGUAGAAGGUGUGGGUACGGUCGUUUCUGGAACAGUACUCGCGGGAACAAUCAAAGUCAACGAUACACUUUUGCUUGGUCCCAAUUCGGUGGGCGAAUUCCUUCCACUGCCAGUGAAAUCUAUUCAUCGAAAGCGGAUGCCAGUUUCAAGUGUUCGAUGUGGCCAGACGGCCUCCUUUGCUUUGAGGAAAAUUACCAAGCGUGAGGUGAGGAAAGGCAUGGUCAUGGUGGAUCCGCGUCUUAAGCCAGUGUCUAGUAUGCAGUUUGAAGCAGAGAUUCUGAUAUUGCAUCAUCCCACCACGAUUAAGCCCAACUAUCAAGCUAUGCUACAUAUUGGAUCCAUACGGCAGACUGCAACACUUGUUAGCAUGACAAAGGAAGUUUUGCGCACUGGCGAUCGUGAUCGUGUAACAUUCCGAUUUAUCCGCCUGCCGGAGUAUAUACGGCCAGGGACUCGCAUGGUUUUCCGUGAAGGUCGCACUAAAGCCGUUGGUACAGUGGUGAAUGUCAUCCCACAAACAACGUUAUCACAGCAACGGUCCAAGUUCAAAGACAAAACCAACAGGACAUGGACUCGCAUGGUUUUCCGUGAAGGUCGCACUAAAGCCGUUGGCACAGUGGUGAAUGUAAUCCCACAAACAACGUUAUCACAGCAACGGUCCAAGUUCAAAGACAAAACCAACAGGACAUUUGUCAAACGAGGAGGGCCGAAGCCACCAAACGGGAAACCGAAGGCGGAAGCUGCCAAGGAACACGCAUAA